AUGUUUCAUCCACGGUUAUUCUCGGAUGUAGAAGAUAAUGAUGAACUUAAUGAUCUCAUGUGGUUCACAUGCUUUUUUGGAUGCAUCACAAAUCCUCUUCAUGUUCAUGUAAGUUAUUUUUUAACUAUUUGUUCUAGACUUGUUGUACGUUAGGCAUAACAUCCAUUAAGUCUUCUCUUAUCCUUACACUACUCGUAAGCUAGCCUUACUCCAUUCUUCUCUUAGCAUUACAACCUUUCUUACUCAUGUCCUUUCUUACAAUGUGGGGACCUUUUCUUGUUAGUUCUGCUGUAGCUUUUUGUUAAUCUUACUCCAAUCGUCUCUUAGCCGCACUCUAGCUCUAUUCUAGCCCUUUAUUAACAAUUCUAACCUCUAGCCUUGCUAUAGUCUUCUCUUAUCUAUACUCUAGCCUUACCUCAGCCCUACCAUUUUUCUACUCUGGUCUUAUCUAAGCCCCAUUCUACUCUUGUUCUAACGCUGCUCUAGCCUUUCUCUAUCUUAAUCUAAAUCUACUCUAGCAACAGAUUAGUCUUAUUAUCGUAUCAUUUUAGCUUAUUUAUAGUUUUAUCCUAAUGUAUCUUAUAUUAGUUAACUAUGUCUUCACUUUUCUAGCCAUCUACUGACUUAAAAAUUUUAAAAACAGCUUUUUAAUUUCAGCAAGCAGCACUAAUCAUUGGUGUUCUCGACAUUUGGUACUCAUUUUAUCUAUUGUUUAUGAUAAUUAUUGGCCGAACCUACUUGUUCUAUGCUGAAUUUGCAUUUAACUUUUUUAUCGCGUUACUUUUGGUAGUAGGAAAUAAGACAAAUCGACCGGAUUUUUAUAAAUUGUGGCUUUACUGGAAAGUAAGUACUACUUUUUUAUUAACAUACGAUGCAUUAAAGUACUUAUCAAUUAAAAUUUUUGCCUUUUUUUGCUCAAAAUAACAUUUUAGGUAAUAGUACUACUAACCAGAGUACUAUGUUCAACAUACUUGAUAUUAACCACAGCAGAAGUAAUGACUAAAAUACAAAUAAUGGAAGACUAUACUCGAAUCACGACAUUAAAACAAGUACUGGAUGAAAAGUCGGCCAAUUCUUUCGUAUUGUUACCUACAUUAACAAUCAUAUUGAUAGAAUGUCAUUUCUGGCAGAUCGUUUACUAUGCUAAAAACUAUCUUAUCGACCGGUUUUAUAUGGAAAUGAUAAAAGAAAAAAGAGCUUUGCAGUACCAAUCAGCCGACAAUACACAAUCAUAUCUCGUAAUAAAGGAAGAGGACGAGCCGGAAGACACACGGAGUAGAGUCAAUAGUGUUUAA
Bursaphelenchus okinawaensis is the source of this 1295-nucleotide messenger RNA. The record is from the annotation of a GenBank genome assembly. Lineage: Eukaryota; Metazoa; Nematoda; Chromadorea; Rhabditida; Aphelenchoididae.